Pestalotiopsis fici W106-1 is the source of this 2856-nucleotide messenger RNA. RefSeq lists its product as uncharacterized. Bases 1 to 2856 code for a protein of 951 amino acids. The record is from RefSeq and is a predicted model, not a curated record. Gene Ontology annotation, molecular function: protein binding. NCBI's taxonomy places the organism in Eukaryota, Fungi, Ascomycota, Sordariomycetes, Amphisphaeriales, Sporocadaceae. The transcript has a single exon.
AUGACACGACUAAAUACAGCGGCCUUUAAUCGUGCUAUCAGGGAAAAAGAAUUUGGAAAAGCACGUUUGAUUCUGAACGAUUGGGAGGGGUCGCUAGAUGAAGUCGACUGGGAUGAUGCAACGAAGGAAGGGACGAAGAUGACGGCAUUGUCCUGCGCUGCGGAGGCUGGCUCUAUGGAGCUCGUGAAUUCACUUCUUGAAAGAGGUGCAAAUGUAACUGCGGAUAUUGUUGGCCGUGGUGAUGGCGAGGGGCCCGUGGUGAAAGCAGCCAAAAAUGGGCAUAUCGACGUUGUCGAGCUUCUUCUCAGCAGAGGAGUCAAUGCUGACUUGGCGUCUGACAGCCCCGCGCUCGAAUGGGUAGCUAAAGGCCUUGACUAUAUGUAUGAUAGGGCAACCGAAGCCCGUAGCUAUGAUAUGGUGAGACUCCUCGUUUCACACGGCGCCAGAGUCGAUAAUAGCCGCGGGUUCAAAUUGUUGGCUGAGGCGUCUGCAAAAGGACAUCUUGACAUUGUCAAGCUCAUGGUUGAAAAGGGCGCAAAUGUAGAACGUGACAACGAGUUUGUCGCAUUUACGCCUUUGUCAUCAGCUGCUAAAUUUGGACAUCUUGACAUUGUCAAGUUCCUGGUUGAAAAGGGCGCAGAUCCGAACUGUCACGACUAUGCCUUUCAUACGCCUUUAUUUUUAGCUGCUGAACAUGGACAUUUUAGAAUUGUCAAGUUCCUGGUUGAAAAAGGCGCAGAUCCGAACGGUCACAAGCACGGAUAUGGCACGCCUUUGUCAUCAGCUGCCAGAUCUGGACAUCUUGAAAUUAUCGAAUUCCUGAUCAGAAAGGGCGCAGAUCCGAACCAUUCAAGCGCAUAUGGCUCCGCAUUAUCAUUCGCCAGUCAAAGCGGACAUCUUGAUGUUGUUAAGUUGCUCAUUGAAGAAGGCGCAAAUCCAGACGCUUCAAACAAUCACGAUCAAACACCGUUUUCAUUAGCCGCUAAAUAUGGACAUCUUGAGGUUGUCAAGUUCCUAGCUGGACUAGGUGCAAGUUCGGACAGACCAGAUAAGAGUGGCCAAACACCGUUGUCAUUAGCCGCUGAAUAUGGACAUCUUGAGGUUGUCAAGUUCGUCGCUGGACUAGGUGCAAGUUCAGACAGACCAGAUAACAGCGGCAUGACACCGCUGUCACUUGCUGUUAAAAGUGGACGUUUUGAAGUCGUUGAGUUUCUGGCUGAGAACGGUGCAGAUCUCAAGUCAAGUGCUGGCUCAAUCUCGUUAUUCUUAGCUGCAGAGAAAGGAUACAUGAAGAUCCUUCAGUUCCUGGUUGGGAAGGGCGCAAUUCUUGACUCUGUCAACCAUGAUACUGAGCAAACUCCUCUUCUCAUUGCUGUUGUCAAGGGACGCAUGGAAAUCGUCAAAUUUCUGGUUCAACGCGGCGCAGAUCCAAAUCUUAUAGACCGUUCUGGCCAAACUGCCUUGUCUAUCGCCGUUGAGAAUGAGAAUUUUGAAAUCGUCGAGUUUCUGGUUCAACAUCGCGCAGAUCCGAAUCUUCAAGUUGCGUUUGAGGAAACCCCCUUGUACGUCGCUGCCAAGAGUGGGAAUGCUCAAAUCGCCAAAUUCCUAAUUCAAAACAAUGCCGACCCAGAUGCGAUAUGUUCAGUGGAACGAAUGCCCUUGAGAUUCACUGAUUCGGCUGAUUAUAAUGAAUUUGUUCAGCUCAUACUUGACCAAAUCCAUGGGCGAGUACCUGGAGGAACAACGCGCCCGCCUGAAGGAUCUCUUAUCAACAAAUACAAAGAUAUCGUGGAGUGUAUGCAUAAUGGAAUUACCCCAUCAUCCGGGUACAACAUACAUUCAUGGCUUUUAUGGGGAGCUCGAUAUGGUCAAUCGGCCGUGGUAGAUAGUGCGAUCAACGCCGACGUACAACUUGACAUAUGCAACACGCACGGCCAAACAUCGCUAUCAUUUGCAGCGAAGUAUGGGCAUCACGAUAUCGUCCAUAUUCUACUUGAUCGCCAAGCACGCGUCAAUUCCAUAUGUACGAGUGGCGAGAACCAUGGACGCACGCCGCUUUCAUUUGCUGCUGAAGGUGGUUUUUUAAGCAUCACUGAGCUACUGCUUAGUAAAGGCGCCGAUCCAAACAUCAAAUCUAUAGGCAAGAAUUGGAUGGGUCAAAAUCCUCUAUCCAUUGCUGCAGCAAGAGGUCACUGGGAAGUUGUUCGAGAAUUACUUUCAGCUAUUAGCCCUGGACUUGAUGUUGCGGAUGCGGCAGGAAGAACACCUCUAUGGUGGGCUACGUCGUGCGGCCACGCGAUUACGGUGGAGAGAAUCUUGCAUCAUGGCGUCUCCGUAGACCUACAAGACAAAGACGGCGUGACAGCUCUGUCCAUAUCCGCAGCCAAUGGCCACGAUGAAGUGGUGCGACAACUGAUCGGUCGGAGCAACCUGUCUAUCAAAGAUAACGAGGGCCGCACAGCGCUUUGGAGAGCUCUUGUAAAUGGACAUACUGAAGUGGCCCAGAUUCUUAUCAAGAAGGAUGAUAUCACAUUACACUGUUUGGUACAGGCUAAGGAUCUGACAUCAGCCCGAGUCUUGCUUGAGAAUGGAUACGAUGUGGAAAGAGUCAAUAGUGAAGGCUUGACCCCUUUACGCUUGGCUUUGUGCCUCCGCGACUCUGAUUUUGCAGUAUUGCUACUGAAACACUCAGCAUCCUCCAGGAAUAUCUCAGUCAAAGAGUGGGUUGACACCUUUGCUGGAAAUCAUUCUGAUAUUCCAGAACUGUCGGUGUUACAAGAUGGAAGUGGACAGCUACGUUUACUCCAAGAUAAUUCUUCUACGACACCCACGAAUGCGAAGAAGACUAUCAAGUAG